UUUUGCUCUGACUCGAUUUUUUGAGUAAAAGGUGCUUGUCGUAUGCAUAAUAAAAUUUGUUGUAUUUGCUUUUACUCACUACUCAGGUUUGAUCUCGUCAUGCUCAGUUCGAACUAUGUUCGAACUAAGUUCGAUGAGCUUGUGCUCACUUUCAUAUGCAUAAAAACAAGCUUUUGCUCUUUUUUGUGAGCUCUUGCUCAAAUUUUGUUGAGGCUGCCUAUAGUUGACUCGCGUACACUAAAAAGGAAUCAUGGCUGAAUAUUUUGUGCCACAAAGAAAUCCAAAAGUUUAUCAACAGCGUAAAACAAGUUUAGCAAGUGAGGAUAAAAAAUUAUACAGGUUUGAUGAUAGUAGCAUCUGCUGGUUGGCUAAUUAUUUGUUUGAGGAGUCAGAAGAAACACGUGGUGGUGCCCUCAGCAACGUUGAUAAAAUUCGACUUUAUUUAAGAUUUUGUGCAGAUCCUGGAUUCCAAAAUGGUAUAGCCACAGAUAUUGGUGUCCAUCAAUCAACUGUGUCGCGAAUUAUUGCGGAAGUUGCGAAACUUAUAUCUUCUAAAGCAAGCGAGUGGAUAAAAUUCCCGAAAGAUGGAGAUGCAAUAAAAGAUGCUCAAAGGAAAUGGCAAGCAAAUUAUUUCUUUCCAUUUGCAAUUGGAGCGAUUGAUUGCACUCACAUAAAAAUAAAAAAACCCAAAAAUCAAAGCGACGAAUAUUUUUGCAGAAAAGGCUUCCACUCUAUAAAUGUGCAGGCCACUUGCGAUGCAAAAGAACUAUUUACUAGCGUUGACAUAUCCUGGCCUGGAUCAGUUCACGAUUCACGCAUCCUACGAAACAGCGAGGUAUAUAGGAUAAUGCAAAGUGUAACAAACGAUGCAUUACUUCUCGGGGAUGAGGGCUAUGGGAUAUGUCCAUGGCUAAUGACACCAUUCCGGAACCCAACAACUGAAUUAGAAAAAAAAUUCAACAAAGUGUUUACAAAGGAACGUGUCAUUAUAGAGCGGUGUUUUGGGCAAUUGAAGCAAAGAUUUUCGAUACUUCAAUAUAAAAUUCGUGUAUCGACAGAGCUGGCGCCUCACGUAAUAGCUAGUUGUUUCAUUUUACAUAACAUAGCUAAAUUUUUAAAAGACGAUUACAUUCCAAUCAACGACGAUUACAACAAUAAUGAUGUAUGGCAAUUAGGAAAUUAUAUCGAACAACAAACGACAAGACUUUCAGAAGCUGGAAAAAACAAAAGGCGGAUGAUCGCAAAUUUAUUAUCAAAUUAAAAUAAACGAAUAUUUUUAUUUUUUUUUUUUGUUAAUAAAAACAAUUAUCAUUAAUAAAAUCCACUUUUUUAUACAAAAACAAAAUAAAUGUAAUUCACUAUUUAACGAAUAAAAAUAAUAAUAAAAUAUGUACAUAUGUACAAAAAUAUAAUAUUAAUUAAUUAUAUAUUAGUAAUUGUAAUCAUUCAUGGAACUCCAACCCUCUUUCCACAAGUUUUUCUUGCAAAAUCUGUAAUUUUGCGGAAAGAACUUUGUUUUGCUUUAACAAAACAAGCCUCUGCAGCUUUUGAAAAUUUAACUCCCUUGUCUCAUCAGUCUCAUAACGACUCAAAAUUGCUGUUGACUUUUUGUAAACCUUCAAAAAUAAACAACAUAUAGCAAAAUGUAAAAUAAAAUAAAAAAAUUUACAGUUUGAUCGUCGCUAUCAGUGCAACGGCGCUUUCUUUGCUGUUUUGCUGCUGAUGUUACUGUUGUUUUUGUUUCUGAUGUUGUUGUUGCUGAUGUCUCUUCUAAUGUAUUGACAGACAGCGUACAGUUGUCGCCAUUGGUUCCAAGAAAGAGAUGAACUGUAAAAAAAUAAACGAAGAGCGAAAUCAACAACAAAAUUGGAAUAAACAAAUAAAUUUGAUAACGGUGCACUUACCAGGAAGUUUGUUUGUUGAGGGAUUAGAAUCAGAACAAAGCAAUGAGGAUAAUUCUGCUUCCCAGUUUUUUAAAAUAAUCUUUUUAUUGCCUGUUUUAUUUAUGUCUAUUUUACUUUUAACCCGACAUUUCAUGUUUGCUAUUUUUUUUAUAAUGUUUUUCUCCGACAGUUCCAUUCCAAAUUUUUGCCAAAUUUCUUUCACACAUAUUUCUAUUGCUUGUUUUUUUUUACUUUUUAUGCUUGGUAACUGACUUUUUUCUAGUAAAUAUUUAUUUUCUUUUAUUUUGUCAACCAAAAAAUUUGAAAUAUCGUCAAUUUCCAUUUUAUUAUUAUUUUUUAGCUCUACUUCAAAUUCACUUCCACUUGACGACAUGUUUGCGCUUAGAGGUUUGAUCUCAGUUUGCUCAAGUAAUUGUAAUUGGUUUGAACUCAUUUUUAUGCAUACGAAAUUGAGUAAGAGCUGUUGCUGUUUGAUCGAACUCAACUUACGAGCAAUUGCUCACUUGACUCAACUCAGCGCUUUUACUCGUUUUUAUGCAUGAGGCCCAAUGUAUUUUGUACACAUUUUUCGGUGUCAAAAAUUAAACAUAAUAUAAGCAAACAAAACGAAAUUCUUCGUUGGGAGUCUCUUCAUAUUCUCUGCUUCGGCAUAUAUGCCUUGUCCACAGAACAUAAAAAAAUGUGUUUACGUUCUCUGUGUGAAUGUUCGAACGAAUGUUCGCUGUCAAACCUGCUCCUUCUCUAUACUUUUACGUUCUCUGUUAGCACUAUUUCCGCUCAUCAUCUCCGAUGAAUAUAGCAUUAACAGGAUCUGUUAUCCCGUAAGCACAUAUAACACGAAUACUUCAUACGCCUACUCAGUCGUCCCAUAUACAUAAAAAUCCCCCAUUCUAAUAUUUAUUUCGUAUAUUACAUAUCAAACAUUAAUAAAUUGACAAAAAACCGAAUCAUAUUUAUGUAUGCUUUCGCGACGGCAUUUGCUUAGCACUAGAGCGCUAUCUAAAGACUUUAUGUGAAACAGUAUUUAACUUUCAAUUUGGUGUGUAAUUACUAAGGAAUAAUAAAGUAAGCUUAAGGACAAAGAUCGAAGAUUUGUUUUGCAGAGUAGCGUAAAAAUUAAAAUCCUUUUUGAACUAUAGAAAAUUUAGUACCUUGUAAAAAGGAAAACCAAAUUCCGUGAAAACUUAGUACUAUUAGCAUCGCCCUACAUUAAUACAGGGUUUGUCCGGAAAGUAAUAGGACUGAUUUUCUUCCGCCGUGACUACACUUCGGAGCUUGUGCGCACAGACUGAAAUCGGUAGACGGGGUUCCUAGCUAACGAACGAGCGGCUGGUACAAACCGAAAAUGCAACGUUCUUUAGAACAGAGGUACGCGAUUAAAUUCUGUGUGAAACUCGGUAAAUCAGCGACAAAGACUUUUGAUAUAAUCAAGCAGGCUUACCCAGAUGUUGCUUUAGUAAGAAGUGGUGUGUUUCGGUGGCACCAGGCCUUUUGAGGGCCGGGAAGAGGUCGCUGAUGACGACCAGAAAUUGCGGCUAGUAAUUUAAAUUUGAGUAUCAGAAAGUUCAAUUUACAAAACAUGAUGACUGCAUGUAAUUGUUGUUUGUUUCGGGACGUAAAGAGCUAGAAAUCAUUUUACUGCAGCACAUCCCGGUAAACAGCAUUGCGGGACUUACUGUUUUCUGCGUAAAUAAAAAGAUUUCGACACACAUGACCAACCCACGUACAGUUGUCCGUCGAAGAAGCAGGUGGUAUAAAGGUAAACGCCGGCUACUUUUAGAGUUUGCCUUUGACUUUUAUUUAUUACUAGCGGGCCCGGUGCCUGCUUCGCACGGCAAAACAAAAUAAAAAAAGAAACACACUUGUUUUUAAUAAAGUUGGUUUUGUUCCCUAUUAUUCAACUUUUAAUUCUAGUUUCUUACAAUCUUAGAGUAUGUAUCACUUAAACUAUCUUAGAGCUCUUUCGUAGAAACAUUUUUGGUUUUGCCAUAAUUUGUUGUGUAGAUAAAGAGAACUGAAGGCUUGCCAACACGUGAGCACGAAACAUAUAACUGGCCGUGUGAAAAGCAAGGAUAUUCUGAAUCAAUUCCACAGAAUUCCAACGAUUGCCUUUGCGCUUUAUUUAUUGUAAUAGUAAAUGCAAGACGUACUGGAAACUGUAGUCUUUUGAAUUCAAAAGGUAAAUCUGAUGGAAUCAUUGGUAUGCGUGGAAUCAAUACAUCUUCACCUUUAAAGUUCCCCUUUAAAAUUGUUGCUUCGAUCAAAUUGUUCCUAUCCUUUCUAACCGCUAAUCGUGUCCCAUUGCAUAAUCGUUGUUGAUUUAUAUUUCGAACAGGCACGUAGCCAGGGGGGGGGCUAGAGGGCUGAAGCCGCCCCCCUUCCCCCCCCCCCCCAAAUUAGGAAAUUUUUUAAAUAAAUCGCAAAUAAAAAAGAUUUAUCACUGACUGAAUCUUUUGAAACUCUUAUACACAACUCAGCUCAAACCUAUAACAGCCGUACGCAACUACUCUAGACGGUGACUGAAAACUUAUCAAAAGUCAUACUUAAGCGUUGUACAGAUCUCCAUCUUGAUAUGGCGAAGUUGGUUGGACAGGGAUAUGACGGAGCAGCAAACAUGUCAGGGCAUUUAAGUGGAGUGCAAACCAGGAUAGGACAACUGUAUCCAAAAGCACGAUAUGUUCAUUGCGCUAGUCACCGAUUGAACCUUGCGCUUUCUAAUGGCCCAUAAGAAAUCAGUGGAAGCGUUAUUUGAUGACGCUUUGAUUCUGUUGGCUGGUGAUUUUCGUCAGACAUUGCCUGUGAUUCCCCGUUCAACACCAGCAGAUGAAUUAAAAGCAUGUUUAAAGUCAUCUUAUUUAUGAAGACAUGUAAAAAUACUCAAUUUGACAACAAAUGUGCGAGUACAAAUUCAAAACGAUCCAUCGGCCGACACAUUUUCAAGGCAACUGUUGGCAAUAGGCAAUGGUCAACUUGCUGUUGAUCGUGAAACUGGCUUAAUUACUUUACCAGAUAACUUUUGUAAUAUUGCACCAACAAAAGAAAAAUUGGUGUCAAGUGUUUUUCCAAAUAUUGCAGAAAAUUGUCGCAAUCAUAAUUGGUUGGCUGAAAGAGCUCUACUGGCCGCUAAGACUAAAGACGUUGGUCAAACGAAUGCAGACAUUUUAACCCAUGUUCCUGGCGUGGUUGUAACAUAUCAAUCAGUUGGCACGGUUACGAAUCAAGACGACGCUGUUAAUUAUCCGACAGAAUUUUUGAAUUCAUUGGAUUUACCGGGAUUUCCAUCUCAUCGUUUACAAUUGAAAGUGGGUGAUCCCAUUAUUAUGCUUCGAAAUCAGGCCCGUAGCCAGCUUUUCAUUUCGGGGGGG
This is a messenger RNA of Bactrocera dorsalis (oriental fruit fly), 5269 nucleotides long. RefSeq names its product putative nuclease HARBI1. Lineage: Eukaryota; Metazoa; Arthropoda; Insecta; Diptera; Tephritidae. The record is from RefSeq and is a predicted model, not a curated record. The transcript has 2 exons. The coding region runs from base 251 to 1261 and encodes 336 amino acids.